Molecule: messenger RNA, 615 nt
Organism: Malassezia restricta
Lineage: Eukaryota; Fungi; Basidiomycota; Malasseziomycetes; Malasseziales; Malasseziaceae
Product: tubulin-specific chaperone B
Exons: 1
Coding region: 1-615 (204 amino acids)
Biological process (GO): cytoplasmic microtubule organization
Cellular component (GO): nucleus; cytoplasm; microtubule plus-end
Molecular function (GO): microtubule plus-end binding
Source: RefSeq, a predicted model, not a curated record
AUGUCCCUCCACGUCGAGGCGCCGAGUGUCCGGGUGCGUGGCGAGCACCGCCUGGCCGUCGAUACGUGGGACGAGCUGCAGCUGCGGCUGGAGCGCAUCACGGGCAUUCCGCCUGAGGCACAGCGCCUGGAACUUGAUGGCGCGCCGCUCGAGACGAUCCAUCGCCUCGCGCCGGGGCACACGCUGCGUGUCCUCGACGCGCGUGGCUCGACGCUGGGCGAGGAAGAGCAAGUGACCAAGUUUGAGCUCACGGACGACCAGUACGCGGCGCGCGACGACUCGGUGCGUGCCUUUAAGAAGCGGCACCAUCUCGGGCGCUUCGGCCCGCCACCCCCGCGGCCGUCCGCGCCGUGCCCCGACGUCGGUGUGCGUGGCAUGGUCGACACGGGCGACGGCUUUGAGCGGCGUGGGACCGUGCGCUUCGUCGGCCCCACCUCGUUCGCCGCAGGGACGUGGGUCGGCAUCGAGUUCGACGAGCCUGUCGGCAAGAACGACGGGAGCGUCCAAGGCACGCGGUACUUUACGACGCGCCCACGGCACGGCGGCUUUGUCCGGCCGUCCAGCGUGCACACAGGACCGCAGUACGAGCCGCUCGAGGACGAUUGGGAAGUCUAA